Messenger RNA from Lagenorhynchus albirostris (white-beaked dolphin), 3923 nucleotides. It is a transcript of the gene RNF43, whose product is annotated as ring finger protein 43. The coding region runs from base 159 to 2513 and encodes 784 amino acids. Gene Ontology annotation, molecular function: frizzled binding; ubiquitin protein ligase activity. The record is from RefSeq and is a predicted model, not a curated record. The transcript has 9 exons. Lineage: Eukaryota; Metazoa; Chordata; Mammalia; Artiodactyla; Delphinidae. Gene Ontology annotation, biological process: Wnt receptor catabolic process; ubiquitin-dependent protein catabolic process.
AUACUUUAGAGAAAGGAAGGACCAGAACUACGACUCGGCUUUCUGAAGCUGAAGCAUAAGUUUCUUUUCCUCCGUUUGUCUGGAUCUAGGAACCUGUGUUGGGUAUUAGCUAGUGGAAGCAGUAUGUAUGGCCGGAGUGCAUUGCUGCAGCUGGUAGCAUGAGUGGUGGCCACCAGCUACAGCUGGCUGCCCUCUGGCCCUGGCUGCUGAUGGCUACCCUGCAGGCAGGCUUUGGACGCACAGGACUGGUACUGGCAGCAGCAGUGGAGUCUGAAAGAUCAGCUGAGCAGAAAGCUAUUAUCAGAGUGAUCCCCUUGAAAAUGGACCCCACAGGAAAACUGAAUCUCACUUUGGAAGGUGUGUUUGCUGGUGUUGCUGAAAUAACUCCAGCAGAAGGAAAAUUAAUGCAGUCCCACCCCCUGUACCUGUGCAACGCCAGCGACGACGACAAUCUGGAGCCUGGAUUCGUCAGCAUUGUCAAGCUGGAGAGCCCCCAGCGGGCCCCCCGCCCCUGCCUGUCACUGGCCAGCAAGGCCCGGAUGGCGGGGGAGCGGGGAGCCAGCGCCGUCCUCUUUGACAUCACGGAGGAUCGAGCUGCUGCUGAACAGCUGCAGCAGCCCCUGGGGCUGACGUGGCCAGUGGUGUUGAUCUGGGGUAAUGAUGCCGAGAAGCUGAUGGAGUUUGUGUAUAAGAACCGAAAGGCCCACGUUAGGAUCGAGCUGAAGAAGCCCACGACGUCGCCAGAUUAUGACGUGUGGAUCCUCCUGACGGUGGUGGGCACCAUCUUUGUGGUCAUCCUGGCCUCGGUGCUGCGCAUCCGGUGCCGCCCCCGUCACAGCAGACCGGAUCCCCUUCAGCAGCGAACAGCCUGGGCCAUCAGCCAGCUGGCCACCAGGAGGUACCAGCCCGGCUGCAGGAGGGCCCGGGCCGAGUGGCCAGACUCAGGUAGCAGCUGCAGUUCAGCCCCUGUGUGCGCCAUCUGCCUGGAGGAGUUCUUGGAGGGCCAGGAGCUACGGGUCAUUUCCUGCCUCCAUGAGUUCCAUCGUACCUGUGUGGACCCCUGGCUGCACCAGCAUCGCACUUGCCCCCUCUGCAUGUUCAACAUCGUAGAGGGAGAUUCCCUUUCUCAGUCCCUGGGACCGUCUAGAUCUUACCAAGAACCAGGCCGAAGACUCCACCUCAUUCGCCAGCAUCCCGGCCAUGCCCACUACCACCUGCCUGCUGCCUACCUGUCGGGCCCUUCCCGGAGCGCAGCGGCUCGGCCCACACGGCCUGGUCCCUUCCUACCAUCCCAGGAGCCAGGCGUGGGCCCUCGGCACCACCGCCUCCCCAGAGGCGCACAUCCCCGGGCUCCAGGCGAACCACAGCGCCUGGCAGUGGCCCAGAGCCCCUCUGCGCAGGGCUGGGGGCUGAGCCACCUGCGGUGCACUUUGCAGCACCCUGCCACCUGCCCCAUGCCCCCACGCCGGGCCAGGCCUCACGACAGCAGCGGGUCUGGAGAAAGCUACUGCACAGAACGCAGUGGCUACCUGGCAGACGGGCCAGCCAGUGACUCCAGUUCAGGGCCCUGUCACGGCUCUUCGAGUGACUCAGUGGUCAACUGCACGGACAUCAGCCUGCAGGGCAUCCACGGCAGCAGUUCUACCUUCCGCAGCUCCCUGAGCAGUGACUUUGACCCCCUGGUGUACUGCAGCCCCGAAGGGGAGCGCCGGCGGGAGGAGGCUCAGCCUAGCAUGACCUCUCGGCCCCGUUCUUUGGACUCGGUGGUGCCCACAGGGGAAACCCAGGUUUCCAGCCAUGUCCACUACCACCGCCACCGGCACCGCCACUACAAAAAGCGUUUCCAGUGGCACGGCAGGAAGUCUGGCCCAGAAACUGGAGUCCCGCCGUCCAGGCCUGCCGUUCCUCGGACACAACUCCGGCCAGAGCUGCCUUCACCCGAUCCGCAAGCAGCCAGCCCCAGCCCAGCAGCCCCGUCAGGACAGCUCCCCAGCCCGCAACGGCCCAGGGCCCUCACCGAGCCAGCCCCUGGGCCAGCAGACGCCGCCAGCCCCAGCCCUGGUCCCAGCAGCCUCUUCCACUUGCAGAAAUCCAGCCUCCCUGUGCGACACACACAGAGGAGACGGCGGGGGAGUCCCUCAGAGCCCUCCCCAGCCUCUCGACCCCGGGACUUGGCCGCACACCGAGUAUGCCAGAUUCUUCCCCAUUAUGGCCCCAACCUGGCAUAUCCUUGGUCCCCAGAGGCCCACCCACUGAUCCUCGGACCUCCGGGCCUGGACAGGAGGCUGCUACCAGAAACCCCAGGCCCUACUUACCCAAGUUCACAGCCGGUGUGGUUGUGUCUGACUACACGCCAGCCCCUAGGACCACACCCAUCUGGGGAGGGGCCUUCCGAAUGGAGUUCUGGCGCCCCAGAGGGUAGGCCAUGCCCUUACCCACACUGCCAGGUGCUGCCAGCCCAGCCUGGCUCAGAAGAGGAGGAGCUCGAGGAGCUGUGUGAACAGGCCGUGUGAGAUGUUCAGGCCGAGCUCCAACCAAGAGUGCUCACCAGAUGACUCAGGGCCCUACCUGGCACAGAGUCCUGCUCCUGAGAAAAGAAAGGACCUCAGAAAACACCCCUCUUCUUUGCCAUCCUUCCUGGAACCACUGGCAGAGGAGUGUGAUGGUGGGCGGCAGGAGGUGUUGUCUCCCGGUCCCAGCUCCAGACCUUGUCUGCAGAAGCAUCUGCAGUGCAGCAAGUCUGUGUCCAGCCAGGCAACCAGCUACCACUUGUGUGGGUUGGCUCCCCUGCAGGCUGGGACUUUCUGAGAGCAGGAAGCUAGGUAUAGGUAGAUAGGUGUUAUAAAGGUGGUGCUCCUUCCCCAGCCCCAGCAGGUCCCCCUCAUUCCAAGCCUCAUGUUCAUACCAGCAAACGGGUCCAGCUGAAUGCAUGACCCUUCUCACCUCCUUCCUUGGGAGACUCCUGCACACCAGCUUUGGCUCCUCCUUGGUAAGGCUGCUGCGUCAGCGGCAACCCUGGUUCUUAUCAUUUUCCUUCUUUGCAAAAAGAUCAGGAGCAUAGGUGAGCCCUGAGCCCUGAAAAGGGGGGCUUUGCAGCUUCACCAGGCAGGGCCUCCCCUGGUGCACAAGGGAGGAUGUUUGUCCCUCCUUGUCCGCACUUGUCACAUCCACUAUAUUAAGUCAGGGGGGAAGCCAGGGUGUGCAGUUCUGUCCCUGAUGUGGUACAGCACCUUGAAGAAACUGGGUCGAAGCCUCUGAUCGUCAAACUCCCUUGUCACUCCAGCAGCCUCAGUUCCUCUGGGGGUAGGGGUGAGGGUAGUGGGAAGGGAAUAGCUCUUCCUUGGGGACCUCCUAUCUCAAAGUCCCAAAGUAGGCGGAAAGAAGAGGAUUUCUGCUGUACUUUAUUUAGGAAGAGGAAGGAAGGAAUGAAGGUAGGAAAGGCAAAAUUACAGCUGAACAAGGAAGUUUUCUCUGGGCGUUUUCUCUCAGACCAGGGAUAGGGAACGGGAGAACAAAGGAGAGGUAAUAUGGGGCCCUUGGGAUUAGACGGCCCAGAGGCCCGGCUUCCCAAUAUAAGCCAUGCAGGCCAGAGACACACAGGAAGGAGUGGAGUUGCAGCAGGAAGCCUGGCCUGGGCAGCUGGUAUCGAGUGGGCAAGGGCUGAGGGGCCUCCUCAGGGUGACAUGCACCCCGGGGAAGUUGGACCAUUGCUGGCCCCUCAGGCAUUAUCCCGUUUGGAAUGUGAAUGUGGGAGCAAAGUGGGCACAGGACCCCACCUGGGAAUCUUCUUCCCUCUAAGUCAGUGGGGAACUAGCACCUAGGCACCCACGUGGGUAUUUAUAUCUGAACAGACAGAAAGACGCUUGAAUCAGGCACUAUGUUGAGAAAUGUAUUUAUUUGCUAAUAUAUUUAUCCAUAAAUUC